AUGUUAGAGCAGUUACUGAUUUUCACAAGAGGAGGUUUAAUUCUCUGGUCAUGCAAAGAAUUAGGUAACGCUUUGAAGGGUUCACCGAUCGAUACAUUGAUUCGAUCAUGUCUUCUCGAGGAGCGAUCCGGUGCGGCUUCGUACAACUACGAUGCACCUGGAGCUUCCUAUUCGCUGAAAUGGAUCUUCCACAACGAUCUCGGUUUGGUUUUCGUUGCGGUUUAUCAGCGGAUUCUGCAUCUGUUGUAUGUUGAUGAUUUGUUAGCUGCUGUUAAGCGGGAAUUCUCGCAGGUUUAUGAUCCUUCGCGAAUGGUGUAUCGGGAUUUUGAUGAGGUUUUUAAGCAGCUUAAGAUUGAAGCUGAGGCGCGGGCGGAGGAUUUGAAGAAAUCGAAUCCGGUGGUUGUGAAUGGGAAUAGGAAGAAUCAGGUUACCUGGAAGGGAGAUGGAUCUGAAGGGAAGAAGAAUGGCGGUGGUGGAGGAGGAGGUGGUGGUGGUGGUUUGAAAAAUGAUGGUGAUGGGAAAAAUGGGAUUAAAUCUGAGAGUGACCGUGAUCGUGACCGUUUUGUUGUUGCUAAUGGUAAUAAUAAUAACGGUUCUAACUUGAAGAGUAAUGGUGGUAAUGUUAGUGUAAAUGGUAAAGAUAAUGAUAGUUUGAAUAAUGGAGCUUUUGAUGUAAAUAGGCUUCAGAAGAAGGUUAGGAACAAAGGUGGGAAUGGAAAGAAAACAGACAGUGUUGUAUCCAAGGCUGAGCCGAAAAAAUUGGUUAAGAAAAAUAGGGUUUGGGAUGAUAAACCCAAGGAAACGAAAUUGGAUUUUACCGAUCAUGUGGAUGUUGAUCGGGAUGCGGAUUUGGAUAGGAAAGUUGAUUAUUUGGCUAAGGAACAAGGAGAGAGUAUGAUGGAUAAAGAUGAGAUUCUUAGUAGUGACAGUGAGGAUGAAGAGGAGGAUGGUGAUGAUUCUGGGAAGAAUAGCAACAAGCCUGAUGCUAAAAAGAAGGGUUGGUUUUCAUCUAUGUUUCAGAGUAUUGCUGGGAAGGCCAAUUUGGAGAAAUCGGACUUGGAACCAGCUUUGAAAGCUCUGAAGGAUAGACUCAUGACCAAGAAUGUGGCUGAAGAAAUAGCUGAGAAGCUAUGUGAAUCAGUGGCAGCAAGUCUUGAAGGCAAAAAACUGGCUUCAUUUACAAGGAUAUCUUCGACAGUGCAUACUGCAAUGGAAGAAGCACUUGUUCGUAUUUUAACUCCCAGGCGUUCUAUUGACAUAUUGAGGGAUGUCCAUGCUGCCAAAGAGCAAAGGAAACCAUAUGUUGUUGUAUUUGUUGGAGUUAAUGGAGUUGGAAAAUCUACUAAUCUUGCUAAGGUUGCUUACUGGCUUCAGCAACACAAUGUUAAUGUCAUGAUGGCUGCUUGUGAUACAUUUCGAUCAGGAGCUGUUGAGCAGCUGCGGACUCAUGCUCGUAGACUUCAGAUCCCUAUAUUUGAGAAGGGUUAUGAAAAAGAUCCUGCUGUUGUGGCAAAAGAAGCAAUUCAGGAAGCUUCUCGUAAUGGUUCGGAUGUGGUUCUAGUUGAUACAGCUGGUCGUAUGCAGGAUAAUGAACCAUUGAUGAGAGCACUGUCAAAGCUGAUCUACCUUAACAAUCCCGACCUGGUCUUAUUUGUUGGAGAAGCACUGGUUGGCAAUGAUGCAGUUGAUCAACUUUCAAAGUUCAACCAGAAACUGGCUGACCUCGCCUCAUCUCCUACACCCAGAUUGAUUGAUGGGAUCUUGCUCACAAAGUUUGACACUAUUGAUGAUAAGGUGGGAGCUGCACUUUCAAUGGUUUACAUAUCCGGAGCUCCAGUCAUGUUUGUGGGAUGCGGACAGUCUUAUACCGACCUCAAGAAACUCAACGUCAAGUCCAUUGUGAAGACGCUCCUCAAAUAA
Molecule: messenger RNA, 1920 nt
Organism: Lathyrus sativus (Indian pea)
Lineage: Eukaryota; Viridiplantae; Streptophyta; Magnoliopsida; Fabales; Fabaceae
Source: the annotation of a GenBank genome assembly